ACAAAAUCCCUGCGCCCGCCUUGAUAUGAGUGCAGCGAUUGAUUACUUGGACGCCGCUCCUACCUCUAUCACAGUCGCAAGAAUAAACGACAACUCGCCACUUCAGUCUCCCACUUAGCGUUCCUUCUGCAAAGGCACAUCUCUGGCACUGUCACGACUCUCUUUGUACCUGCAUGCCCACCAUGGGCUCCAACAAGAUCCUCCCAGAAGAAGGCAAGAAGAAUAUCCUCAUUACAUCCGCGCUGCCAUACGUCAACAAUGUUCCUCAUCUUGGCAACAUUGUAGGCAGCGUUCUCAGUGCCGACGUCUUCUCGAGAUACAACAAGGCUAGAGGACGCCCAACCCUUUUCGUAUGCGGCACCGAUGAGUAUGGCACCGCCACAGAAACGAAAGCGCUCGAGGAAGGCGUGACACCCGAAGAGCUAUGCGCAAAAUACAACAAAAUUCAUGCUGAGAUCUACGAGUGGUUCGAGCUGGGCUUCGACAUAUUUGGCCGCACCCCUACGAAACAGCAUACCGAGAUUGCACAAGAGGUCUUUCUACAGCUCCAUGAGAGGGGACACCUGACCGAACACACCAACAGUCAACCAUUUUGUGAAAAGCACGGAAAGUUCUUGGCCGAUCGUUUCGUCGAAGGCACGUGCCCAAAAUGUGGUUACGACGAUGCUCGAGGAGAUCAAUGCGACAAAUGCGGCAGCUUGCUAGACCCCCUUGACCUGAUCAAUCCAAGAUGUAAGGUGGAUGGUGCGACACCGGUGACGAAGGAGACAAAACACACAUAUCUACGCUUGGACGAGCUGCAACCUAGAAUCGAAGAAUGGUCGAAAAAGUCCAUUGAGAAAGGCGGCUGGUCAAGAAGUGCGAAAGUCAUUACAGAAGCUUGGUUGAAGCAAGGGCUGAAAGAGAGAGGGAUAACGCGCGACCUCGCAUGGGGUGUACCUGUCCCCCUACCAGGCUAUGAGAACAAAGUCCUAUAUGUGUGGUUCGAAGCCUGCAUAGGAUAUCCAUCAAUCACCGCCAACUACACGGAAGAAUGGCAAAAGUGGUGGAAGAACCCCGAGAACGUCGAAUUAUACCAGUUUAUGGGCAAAGACAACGUCCCUUUCCACUCGGUCAUCUUCCCUGGUUGUCAAAUGGGCUCUGGAGACGAGUGGACUCAGCUACAUCAUCUAUCCUCGACCGAGUACCUCAACUACGAAAAUGGCAAAUUCAGCAAGAGUCGCGGGAUCGGGGUCUUCGGCAACAACGCGAAGGAAACAGGCGUACCCCCGGACGUGUGGAGAUACUACCUCCUGAAAAACCGGCCCGAGUCGGGCGAUACACAAUUCGAGUGGCGGUCUUUCAUCGAUGGCAACAACUCUGAAUUGCUGGCCAAACUUGGCAACUUCGUCAACAGAGUUGUCAAACUCGUCAACUCGCCCAAAGCAUAUUCCGGCGUAGUCCCGGAAUUCGACCUGCAGAAUCUGCCUUCGUCCUUCAACGAGCAUCUGACGGAGAUUACGGAGCAAUUGAAGCAAUACCUUGCUGAAAUGGAAGCCGUGCAUCUCCGCAAUGGUCUCCUCGUUGCCAUGAAGAUCGCAGAAGCAGGCAAUGGACUCAUUCAGGCUCAUCGCCUUGACAAUGCACUCAUCGCCAGUGAUCCAACCCUUGCCGCCGCAGUAGUCGGAACAGUCAUCAACCUGAUCUAUCUUUGCUCGGCGGUCUUUGAGCCUUACCUGCCAGCCACGUGUGAAUCGAUACGUAAACAGCUGAACGCAGGAUUUCUCCAGAUCCCCACUGAGGACGAUAUCGCCAAUGGCUGGUUACCGAAAUAUAUCAAGCCAGGGCACACCAUUGGGAAAGCAGAGUAUUUGUUCACCAGGAUAGAUGAGAAGAAGGCCGAUGAAUGGAGGGAGCACUUCGGCGGCAAUCAGGCCGAUCGGGAGAAAAAGAGGAAGGAGGAGGAAGAGACUGCAGCGAAGAAGCUUGCACAAAAAGAAAAGGUCAAGGCGAAGAAAGCCGCACAAAAAGCCGCUGCUGCAGCAGGCGGCGAAGGCGUAGAAAAGAACGCAAAAGGUGGAGCCAAGGGCAAGGAGUUGGCAAACGGUGUACCAGCAGUCGGGGAAGACGCGGCCGUGGACAAAGUGGUCGAUGGAGUGGCCCAGGUAACAUUGCCAACGUCAUGAGGAAAAGCUAUGGUUCCUACCGCUCAUGCAAGGGAGCGUGCUAGAGACGGCAGUCAAUGUCGGAAAGAGAAGACUAAAUGAACGGAUGCCAUCUGCAGAAUCUACCAAGUUCGAAUGAUGAGCCCUCGAAUUGACGGCGCUCUAUCGGACAUGUCACGACAUGAGGCGUCUCCGUGCAUGAUCCAGGAGGGAAGGACCAGCACCAAGUUCAACAAAAGAUGUAUGCCAUAUUGGAUGGAGAACCCGUGGUUUAGACCAUGUACGGGAUGUCAGUAUCCAGGAUAAGGAGCAGAUCAAUGCCUGAGGCAGGAGAACACAGAGAACGAUAAUUGUCAGAACUGCACAUCAGGAUUGAGACCCUUUCCGUAGUAAUAGUGCCGCUACUGCCUGAACGACCCGCCGUAGCCUAGUCUUGGC
Messenger RNA from Exophiala viscosa, 2582 nucleotides. RefSeq names its product methionyl-tRNA synthetase. Gene Ontology annotation, cellular component: cytosol; aminoacyl-tRNA synthetase multienzyme complex. Bases 174 to 2165 code for a protein of 663 amino acids. The transcript is spliced from 2 exons. Gene Ontology annotation, molecular function: ATP binding; methionine-tRNA ligase activity. Lineage: Eukaryota; Fungi; Ascomycota; Eurotiomycetes; Chaetothyriales; Herpotrichiellaceae. Gene Ontology annotation, biological process: methionyl-tRNA aminoacylation. The record is from RefSeq and is a predicted model, not a curated record.